This is a messenger RNA of Penicillium arizonense, 993 nucleotides long. RefSeq lists its product as uncharacterized. The coding region runs from base 1 to 993 and encodes 330 amino acids. Lineage: Eukaryota; Fungi; Ascomycota; Eurotiomycetes; Eurotiales; Aspergillaceae. The record is from RefSeq and is a predicted model, not a curated record. The transcript has a single exon.
AUGGAUUUCGACAAAAAGUAUCUUCAGCAGAAUCGAUUUCAAGCCUUGCCGCUUGAGCUAGCACUCCAAAUCGUUGGAAGCGCACUAGGGUAUAUCUUUGCCAGCCUUGUGACGCCUAACGGCCUCGUGUGGUCCACAAGAAGUCACCUUUGGUCUGCGAUUGGGUUUCAGAUCCUAAGGACUACUUUUGUCAUCCUCAUAGGUGGCCGCGACUCAAACCAUCUCAUCUACAAAACCGCCCCGAAGGACCUCAACUGGAUACUUGUGGGCCCAGAGUUUCACGCACUCCAUCAUGUCUACCCGGAUCGUUAUAUCGGCUCAUUUAUUAAAGUCUUCGACUGGAUCUGGGGUACUGCCUACUCCUUCAGACGUAAGCGUUUUACGAUCAUCGGAGGAAGCGAAGCAUUUAGCCAAGCAAUUAUCGCAGAGCUCGAGCGUGAAGAAGGGGUAGCCUGCAUUCGCAAGUUGAAAUUUGGGACUGAUUGGGAUCAUGAUCACUUUGAAAAAGUGAUCCCAAUUCUUUCAAACUCUGACGUUUUAAUCCUGGGUCACGGCUCUAAUGGCCAGGACGAAGUUGAAUCAAAUUGCAAUUCAGCUACCCGACUUGUCAAAUCAUUCAAGCAACAUAGAGCGAUUAACCCCGUCUGCCCGGCGCUUCCGGAGGUAUGGUACGUUGGCAGCGAGGUUGAGUUCUAUCAGCCCUGGGGAAAUGUACAACAACGUUACUCUCAAUCGAAACGAAGGUCGUUCCUGCCGCACGCUCGUUCCUUUUUUGAUGACCCUGAUAUAAUUUACCGCCACAUUGUCCUACCCUCAUUUGCUUCAUCUAUGGAAACUGCUGUGUUCGAUGCAGACUGGGCAGCUAAGUGUGCAAUGUGGUGGAUCCGACGAGGUGCGAGAUAUAUUCCCGUCACGUAUACGGGAUUUUCGUGUUGGAACUAUUUCAAGUUUAUGUAUCGCAUUCCUUAUGCGAAUGAUUUGGAUCAAAAGUGA